Molecule: messenger RNA, 1203 nt
Organism: Dibothriocephalus latus
Lineage: Eukaryota; Metazoa; Platyhelminthes; Cestoda; Diphyllobothriidea; Diphyllobothriidae
Source: the annotation of a GenBank genome assembly
AUGGACUGUUCUCCCGCAGUUGCCAACAGCAACUAUGCAUUUAAACUAUUGACCGCUCUGCCCUGUCCUCAGGCCAAUCUCUAUGCCGAUGUCUACGUGGAUGCCAGUUAUGUGAACCGAUGCGAAUACCACCGGACAGACAGCUUUGCAAUUGUCCCCGAUUUCGGCACGGUUCCCGACUUUAUUGCUGCAACUACGCCCAUGAAGAGCACGUGUCCACAAUUUCUCACCAUGAUUGCGCAACAGUGCUGUCCGUUGAUUAUACACCUUGAUGGUUUAGCCGAAACUGAAAAAUUUCCUCAGAACCAGUAUUGGCCAAAAGAGUUUAAUGAAGAAACCUUCACGGACGGUGUUAGGGCCUGCAACGUCUUCGCUGCUGAGGUUUCUAAUCACACGCACUGGAUUGACCGAAUGCUUGAAAUAACUCCCUCCGACUCAGGACAUAGCUGGACAGCAGAACAGAUGCAAAUUUCGGCGUGGUCGUCAAGAAGGAACCCCAGACCGGAUAUACUCUACGACUUCAUCAUGACAUUCCUGGACAAAAUGGCCGUCCACGCAGUGAACGAAAGAUUCGGACCACCAAUUAUUCACGCAAGUUCCACAGACGGCAGAGUGGGAACUUUUAUCUGCGCGGUUUCAUUGCUGCAGCAGUUACAAACUAAUUCCAACUACAUUGAUGUUUUUGGGACUGUUCUGUCGCUGCGUAAACAGCGAUCAAACUUGGUUAACAAUAAGAAACAACUGGAAUAUCUAUACCGAUUUAUGAAAUACUGUAUUGCCAUGGCGAUCACUGUCGAAUGCGAGAUGCCAAGUCUUCCAGUAGACCAGGCUAUUGAACGGACCAGAACUGUCCAGCAUCGAAUAAACACCGGCAACGCUGCUCCAAAACAUAUCCCAUCCCAACGGAUACCCUUUCACUUUCUAGAAGAACUGCAUAAUUUGGUGGAGAAUGUGCCUCAUCAAGGCAUGAUUAAACCAUAUACUUCCCCUGUGCAGCUCCGGUGCUUGAAUGCUGUCACCGUCAGAGACUCAUUUUCCCUUUCUCGUCCAGAUGACCUCCUCGACUCUAUGGAAGGCAAGGAAUUAUUCACUACCCUCGACCUGUCCUUCAAAUUGAAGUACAUCCGGAGAUCGCGCCAGGACUGCCAUUACACUGCCAUCGGCACUAUUAAAGUUAAACAAGUUACCAUUGAGUUUGGUUAG